UUCUUGAGCAAUAUGGCUGUCAGUAUAAAUUUGAUGCUUGUAACAUGCGUUUCUCUCUGAAAAAUUCAAUAAUUGAACCGCAUUGCUAUCGAAUACAGGAAAACACGCGGCGUGAUGUGACUUUUGGAGCAUUAAAACAUUGGGAAACAGCAAUGAGGGUUAGCUGAAACAUUUAUUCUGCUGUCAAAUAGUAUUUCAAAGAAGAGAUAUUUGAAAGUAUCGGAACCAGUGUUUCUGAUAAACAUGACUUCAAGAUUAGAUAGGCUAUUUAUUUUAUUAGAAACUGGAACAAAUGCUGUGACAAAACGUGCAGCCGCUCAACAAUUGGGAGAAGCUCAACGAUUACAUCCUCACGAAUUGCAUCAUUUAUUAGCUAGAGUAUCGGUUUUAUUGAAAUCGCCACAAUGGGAUACAAGAGUAUCGGCUGCACAUGCGGUUCAAGCGAUUUUAUCUCAAGUUCCACCUUGGAAUCCAGAACCCGUAAAAGAAGAGCCAAAUUCAAAUAAUUCAAAAUUGCCACAACGUAGAAUGAGUAAUGCAAGUCGAAAAUUAAGUUUACAUGAUUUUGAUAUGACACAAAUAUUGGCAAAAAGUUCUCAUCUCACUGGUUCUGAAGGAAAUGAAUACGAUAUUGUAAAUGAGGAACAAUCAUCAUUGAUAAAUCAAGAAGAAAAAAUUGCUGCCAAUUUAGGUUUACAUCCAAGAUUAAUGGGUGUUGAUGCUUCUGAAUUAUUCACGGCCGAGGAUUUAGCACCUGUUGUACCAUUACCUGUUUCAAAAAACGCACCCAUCAAAGUUUCCAUUGAGGAAACAUUGGGUCAAGGCGAAGGUCUCAGUCGUCGUGAAAUGAACAGAGCGAGACGCAAGGCUCGCCAAUCAAUUUCAAAACAACGUUCGAGAGAUCCUGAAGAAGGACCUCAGGAUCUUAGUAGUACUUGUAAUAAUCAAUCUCAAUUAAGUAAUAGUGUAGAAAGUCCGAUUAAAAAAAUAAAAUUGGAGGAAACAAUCUCGGAAGGUUGGUGGAGUUCUAGUUCUAGUGAAUCGGGACUAUUAGUGCCUGAUGGAACUGGAUGUUGGCCGGAAACAGCAAUAGAUUGGCCUCUUGAAUCAUUUGCUGAAACUUUAUGUCAAGAUCUGUUUAGUCGAAAAUGGGAAGUGCGUCAUGGAGCCGCGACUGCAUUAAGAGAACUCGUUCGUCUUCAUGGCAAAGGCGCUGGAAAAUCUAGGGAUCAGACAGAACAGGAAAUGGAUGAAAGUCAUCGAAAAUGGGUUAUCGAUGCAGCAUUGCGUCUUCUUUGUGUUUUAGGAUUAGAUCGUUUUGGAGAUUUUGUAUCGGAUCAGGUUGUUGCACCAGUACGUGAAACAUGUGCACAAGUAUUGGGAUCAUUGAUGUUAUUGAUAGCAAAGGAGAAAUGUAAAGAUGUGUCGAAUAGUGAUAUAAUGGGUAUUUUAUCGGUUAUAUUGAAACUUUUGAAACACGACGAAUGGGAAGCGAGACAUGGGGCUUUACUUGCAUUGAAAUAUUUAUUGGCAGUGAGAGAUGAUCUUUUAGAUGAUAUUCUUCCAAAAGCUUUUCCUGAUAUUAUGAAAGGAUUGGCAGAUCCUGUUGAUGAUGUUGGAGCUGCGGCUGCAAGUGCAUUAAUUCCAGUAGCAUCGGCACUGCCACGUUUACUUGCUGCUUCUGAAUUAGAAAUGGUGGUUGAAAGACUUUGGCAACUACUCAAGGAGCAGGACGAAUUGGCAGCUGCUUGCAAUAGUUUCAUGGGCCUACUUGCUGCCAUUUUAUCUUUACCCGCUGCUCGUGCUUGUCUUAAACCUCAACCAUUGUCUGAGGUUUUGCCUCGUAUGUGGCCAUUUUUCAAUCAUUCGAGUUCAAACGUGAGGAAAGCAACUUUACAAACGUUGCAAACAUUGACUGGAGACGACGGCGAUAAUGGAGAGAAAAGAAAGGAACGUUGGGGCGAGGGUGGGAGUUUAGUUUUACAAGAAGCUCUUCGUCAUGUUUUCCAACGAGUAUUAAUUGAACACGUGCCUUCAAUUCAGGAGGUGGCCGAACGUGUUUGGGAGAAUCUAGUCGUUCGAAGUGAUCUCGAAAUGUUAUUACACGCCGCGUGUCCAUUAGUUAGUACUUGGCUUUGUCUUGCCAUGCAACCGGAACACGUGCCCUUUAAUCUCAGUCUCCUAAUGAAUGUAACAUCAAUAACGCACAAAAAUACAAAAACAAAUCAAUCAAUUUGUGAUGGUGUAUCGGAUCCUGCUAGUGGAACAAAUAAUACACAUAAACCAACAUCAGAAUUAAAAAGUUAUUUAGGAGGAGUUGAAACAGUUUCUCAAAAUACAAGACACGCAAAUGUUGUACGUGCACGUUGUAUGACAUCAAAAAUGCUUGGAUUACUUUCCAGUUAUCUUGUAAUGCCCGCACCUGGUGUUGUUUACACACCGGAAAUACCUAGUCCUGCCCUUUGUUAUGCCAAGGUACUCAUGGCGCAUCUUAAUUCAAAAUCUGCACUACAAAGAACUGUUGUCGGUCUCACUAUGUCAUAUUGGGCAGCACUCGAUAAUACAAAUUUGCCAGACGUGCCAGAAAUUCUCAGUGAUAAAUUAAUAGCUUGUUUAAAUGAGUGUGUCUAUUAUGACGAAGUGGCGGGUUCAUUCACGCGAUUAUUGCACGAGAGUCGAGACUAUUUAGCAACAUUAAAACACUAUAAAAUACCAAUACCCGUGGAGGUUAAUACAAGUGGUGUAUUGACAUUGGAUCAAAUAACAGUACUUGCAGCGAAACCAGUGCCUGGAGCAAUUAUUAGCGGAAGUGCCGAGAGUUCGGUAUCAUCGGGAAUGGCUAAUAAUCCAGUAAUUGUGAAAUUAAAACCAAAAUUAGUUGAAAGUUUGGAAGAACGUCGCCGUGGACUUGAGAACGGUGCAAAUAGUACAUCAAAACAACAACAAUCAUUUAAUGUAACAUCAAUGGCUGCACUUGCUGGUGCUGCAACAAUGCUUAAAUGUCUACCACAAUCACCACAACCAUUAAAUCCGGUUAUAAAACCACUCAUGGAAUCAAUUAAACGUGAGGAGGAUGAGGAAUUGCAAAAAUUGACGGCUAAAAAUUUAGCACAUCUUGUUGAUUUUUGCGUUGACAGAAAACCAUGUCCUAAUAAUAAGAUAGCAACAAAUUUGUGCACGUUUUUGUGUUCGGAUGUUGAAUUUACACCAAGAGUAACUGGAGGAGCAAAUUAUGAUCCAUUUGAUGGAAUUUUGACAUUGAGUAAUAAACAAAAACAUGCUGAGAGAGUUGCUUAUGGUCGUGGAAUUUGCGCUGGAACUAGCGGUAUGCGUGGACCGGGUCGACCACCAGCCUCUGAUAUUCCUUUAGAAGAAUUACUCGCCUGUGAAGAAGCCGAUGCUAAAGCUGCUCGUAUAACACGACGUGGAGCAACAUUUGCCCUCACAGCUAUUGCUACAUUAUUUGGUGCUCAACUACCGUCUCGUAUGCCACAUCUUUGGGAUUUAAUGAUUCCAACAAUUAUAAGAAAUACUGAAACGACAGGGAAAAAUUUUCAGGAUAAUAAUUUUCAAGAACAAGUCAAUCAAUUAGUGUUUAGCCUACAAUUGCUGGAGAUAAUUGUUCCAAAUGUAGCUCAAUCCCUACUACCUCAAGUUAUAGAGUGCCUUCCAUAUUUAUGUAUCCUGUUAGCUCAUCCUUACAAAGCAGUAAGGCAUAUGUCAUCACGCUGCAUGGCCGUCCUUUCUUAUCUCGAUGUUGACAAGACAAUGCCGUAUAUAGUUCGUAGUGUGAUACCAUUAUUAGAAGCAACAAAUGUUGAAGAUGGAAUUGAUCGUGCGAGGCCAAACAAUGUGGAUAUUCGUCGUCAAGGAGCGGCUGAAGCUUUAGCUUGUCUUAUUGAAAAAUUAGAAGUAAGAAUAGUACCAUACGCUGUAUUAUUUAUGGUACCUUUACUCGGACGGAUGAGUGAUCAAAAUCAAUUUGUAAGAUUGACAUGCAGUUCAACGUUCGCUACUCUCGUUCAAUUAUUGCCCUUGGAUCCUGGCGCAAUCGCAGAUACACAUCUUGUAGAGGAAAAAGCUCAAGAGCGACGAUUUUUGGACCACCUUCUUAAUCCGCACAAUAUUCCGGAUACAAAAAUACCAAUAAAUGUUGUCGCAGAACUUCGAUCGUAUCAACAGCAGGGUUUAAAUUGGCUUGACUUUUUAAAUCGUUAUCGACUUCAUGGUGUUCUUUGCGAUGACAUGGGUUUGGGUAAAACUCUACAAACAUUGUGUAUUCUUGCAUUGGAUCAUCAUAGAAAUCAACAGGCACCGCCAAGUAUUGUUAUUUGUCCUCCGACAUUAACAGGUCAUUGGGUGUAUGAGGUGGAGAAAUUUUUCACAGCCCUUGAUCUUUCUGUUGUUCAAUAUUCUGGAGCGCCACCGGAACGUGAGAAAAUAAGAUCACGUGUCACUCAAUAUAAACUUGUCGUUGGAAGUUAUGAUAUUGUUCGUAAGGAUAUUGAAUUUUUUGAAUCAAUACAAUGGAAUUAUUGUGUUCUCGAUGAGGGUCAUAUUAUUAAGAAUGGAAAAACAAAAAGUGCCAAGGCCACAAAAAGACUGCACGCUUAUCAUCGACUUAUUCUCACAGGAACACCUGUACAAAAUGAUGUUUUAGAAUUGUGGUCACUUUUUGAUUUUCUAAUGCCAGGUUUCCUUGGCAGUGAGAAACAAUUUGCUGCCAAAUAUUCACGUCCAAUUUUAGCGUGUCGUGAUCCAAAGGCAGGACCAAAGGAACAAGAAGCUGGAGCAUUGGCAAUGGAAGCGCUUCAUCGACAAGUUUUACCAUUUCUCUUGCGUAGAAAUAAAGAGGAUGUUCUUAAAGAUUUACCACCGAAAAUCACUCAAGAUUAUUAUUGUGAAUUAUCAUCGUUGCAACGAACAUUGUACGAGGAUUUCCAAUCGAGACAUUCGGCAUCUUUGAUGACAAACAAUUCUUCAAUUUCGGUUGGUGUCAAAGGUCAUGUAUUCGAGGCUUUACGAUAUCUGAAAAAUGUUUGCAAUCAUCCAAAAUUAGUUCUCACUCCUCGACAUCCUCAAUAUCAAACGAUUUCCGCCUCGUUACAGCAACAAAAAAUUAAUUUAUCCGAUAUUGAACUUGGUGCAAAAUUACCGGCUUUAAAGCAAUUGUUACUCGAUUGUGGAAUUGGACAGACGCAACAGCAAAUGAAUCGUAAUUUAAAUGCGGCGAAUGAUAAUCAACAACAAACACAACAAUUAGUGAGUCAACAUCGUGCGUUGAUAUUUUGUCAAUUAAAGGCAAUGUUGGAUAUUGUUGAGAAAGAUUUACUUCGUGUUCAUUUGCCAACUGCCACAUAUUUACGAUUAGAUGGAAGUGUACCCGCUGCACAGAGGCAUUCAGUUGUUGCACGAUUUAAUGCUGAUCCUUCUAUUGAUGUACUUUUAUUGACAACACAAGUCGGUGGACUUGGAUUAAAUUUAACUGGAGCUGAUACUGUUAUUUUUGUUGAACACGAUUGGAAUCCAAUGAAAGACUUACAGGCAAUGGAUCGAGCUCAUCGAAUUGGUCAAAAAAAAGUCGUGAAUGUUUAUCGACUAGUAACAAGAUCAACAGUUGAAGAGAAAAUAAUGGGUCUUCAGAAAUUUAAAUUAUUAACUGCCAACACUGUUAUUUCAACGGAAAAUUCUUCAUUACAAACAAUGGGCACUGAUCAACUUCUGGAUCUCUUCUCAUUGGAUAAUGGUAAGGAAAAGAAAUCUGAUCGCAACGACGAUAUCACAUCAAAGGUUAGUGCAGUGCCGGGGGUUAGUCGUACAAUUCUUGAAAUUCUUCCCGAACUCUGGGAACAACAACAAUAUGAUGAUGAAUACGAUCUUGAUGCGUAUUUGUCAACAUUGAAAGGGGACAUUCAACUAUAAUUUAUCAUAAUGAAAAAAAUUUUCCAGACAGAAUUAAACACAAAUAAAGCGUUCCACUUCAAUUAUCAAUGUCAGAAUGAUGACAUUCUAAAAAAAAAGUAUGUAUAUAUUUCUAACAAAAAAAGAAAUACAAUUUAAAAGAAGGCAAAUAUUUCCAAAAAUGUCGAUUAUAUGAAGAAGAAUGGAAUAUAUUUACAUUUUUACAAGGAACGUUUAUAAAUGAUGUCAUUCAAAAUUUUGGACCCCCCCCCCUCAAGGUAUCUUGAAAACAUAUUUCCCUUUUAAGUGCGUGACAUCAUUUAUGAAAGUUUCCACAUAAAAUUCACAACUUGAAAAUGUUAAAUAGAUUUUUUUUCCUUUUUUUUCUCUCUCUCUAUCUCUAUCUUUUAUAUUAUUAUAUUUUUGCCACGGGUUUAGUAUCCCAUUUCUUAAAACGAAUACUCUUUUGUAGGUUUAGUUUUGACUCAAGUCUGAUAAAAUAUAUUUGUAAAUUUUUUUUUUUUGUUAAAUUGCGCAAAAAAGGUAGCAAAUAAGAAGAAAGUUUGUAGUACAACGAAUCGACUUAGUCCAAUUAAAAAGACAUGCCUUUUUAGCGUCGAAUAACACAAGCGAUUAGAUUAAAAAAAUUUAUAAAUAAUUAAUUAAACGUAAGUUCUUUCAUUAUUUAUAUUAACUUAUCAAAAAAAAAAAAAAAAUUCAAUAUACUUAUUAUUUGUACCAAAA
Molecule: messenger RNA, 6645 nt
Organism: Leptopilina boulardi
Lineage: Eukaryota; Metazoa; Arthropoda; Insecta; Hymenoptera; Figitidae
Gene: Hel89B
Product: TATA-binding protein-associated factor 172
Exons: 15
Coding region: 244-5922 (1892 amino acids)
Molecular function (GO): TBP-class protein binding; ATP-dependent chromatin remodeler activity; DNA binding
Source: RefSeq, a predicted model, not a curated record